AUGAGCGCGAUUCUAUCGGCCGACGACUUGAACGAUUUCAUCUCGCCCGGAGUUGCAUGUAUCAAACCUGUGGAAACCCUGCCAGAAAAGAGCAAAGAAAAUGUCUAUGAAGUGACAACGGAAGACAAAGUCCAGCCCGAGGACCUCCCACCGGCGCAGAUUUCUUUGACGGAUUGCCUUGCAUGUUCUGGUUGCGUUACAUCUGCUGAGGCGGUCUUAAUCUCACUUCAGUCCCACGCUGAAGUCCUCAAUACGCUUGACGCAUACUCAGAAAUACCUCUGGCGCACAGCAACCAUGGUACGGUUAUCAACAAUGCCGAAGAUUCAGGCGAGAGCAAGAUUUUUGUGGCCAGUGUGAGCCCGCAGGUCAGGGCAAGCUUGGCCACAACUUACGGAAUCUCAGAGAAAGAAGCGGGGUACAUGGUCGACCAAUUACUCAGUGGGCCACAGGGCCUGCGGGGUGGAGGUAAACAUGGCAAUGGGUUUACGUGGGUGGUAGACACCAAUGUGAUGAGAGAGGCCGUUCUCGCACUUACCGCGGACGAAGUUUCAGACUCGCUCAAUCACAACGAAUCCUCAGCUACGAGCGAAGAGGAGUCUUCUAUGCCAAAGCGCCCGAUUUUGUCUUCGGCGUGUCCUGGAUGGAUUUGCUACGCCGAGAAGACACACCCGUUCAUUCUUCCACAUCUCUCCCGGCUCAAAUCUCCCCAGGCUUUGUCGGGAACUUUCCUCAAGACUGUUCUAAGUAAAUCCCUUGGGGUUCACCCUUCUCGGAUUUGGCAUUUGGCGGUGAUGCCAUGCUUUGACAAGAAGCUGGAGGCCAGUCGAGAGGAGCUCACGGACGUGACAUGGCGCCAGGGGGAUUCUUCAGGAUCCGAAACCGCGCCCGUUCGUGAUGUAGACUGUGUUAUCACUGCCCGUGAACUCCUCUCUCUGGCUUCAUCUCGAGGAUUUUCACUCCCGAGUCUGCCUUUGAAACCCCUUCCGUCAUCUCUAAACUUGCCUUUCCCUGAGAAGACUCUCGAAUCUUUCGUCUCAUUCAAAAGAACUCAGUCAGAACAAUCACCUGCCACGGGCACAUCGGGAGGCUAUUUGCACCACGUUCUCAUGACUUUCCAGGCCCGCAAUCCAGGCAGCCAACUUGUGAUUAACCGUGGACGCAACGUCGAUGUUGUUGAGUACAUCCUGAUGUCCCAAGAUAAUCAACCAAUCUUGAAAACCGCUCGCUACUACGGAUUCCGAAACAUUCAAAACCUUGUCCGAAAGCUCAAACCGGCACGUGCAUCAAGACUCCCUGGCGCAAAUCCUGCUGCACGACGCCGCCUGCCUGCCUCGCGCGCCGCCGCAUCUAACGGUAGCUCGGGGUCAGACUAUGCCUACGUGGAAGUCAUGGCUUGUCCUGGCGGGUGUACGAAUGGCGGGGGACAAAUCCGAGUGGAAGAUGCCAGAGCGAACCUUGGCUCCCCUCAAGGAGAUUCGACCGCUGAAUCUACUAAACCAUCGCCCCAUGAGCAACGCGCGUGGCUCGCUCGUGUCGAUGAGGCAUACUUCUCUAUGGAAUCGGACUCUGAGUCAGAGCUAGAUCUCCAGUCUCAACAGACUUCAUUGGAAGCCAAGGAGGCCAUGAUCCAUAUGGGCUUGGAGCGCUGGUCCCAGUUCAUGGACAUUCCUCUUUCCAAGCUCGCUUACACCACCUAUCGCAAGGUUGAAAGUGACGUCGGCAAAGACCAGACCUCUGCCAACGAUACUACACAUGUCGUGGAGCUUGCUGGCAAGAUUGGUGGUGGUUGCUCAAGCCUUUCCACAACCCUCACCUUCCGCUCCAAAAUGUCUCGCGAAACCUACCAGGUCCCCUCCAUGGGCUCCCAGAACACCUUCGAUGCUCAAGGCGGCGGUUACGCCAGCGCUAUGGCCGUCGACAGCCCCUCCGUUGUGUACCUUUGCGGCGAGUGCUCUGCCCGCGUGCCUCUGAAGCGUGGCGACCAGAUUCGCUGCAAGGACUGUGGUCACCGCGUGCUGUACAAGGAGCGGACCAAGCGGUAA
Messenger RNA from Penicillium olsonii, 2043 nucleotides. NCBI's taxonomy places the organism in Eukaryota, Fungi, Ascomycota, Eurotiomycetes, Eurotiales, Aspergillaceae. The record is from the annotation of a GenBank genome assembly.